AUGACAGAUACAUACAUGUUAGGACCGUCACGUGACUUCUGCACCACAAAUUUACAAUCGUCAAAAUGUCUUGAAUGUUCUGAAAAUUUCAGUGCUUUCGUACAAGCACCGACAGCAAUAAAAGAAGAGGCAGAAAUGUCUCGCUUAUCGAGCAAAAUAUGCAAAAUACACAAUGAACGACUUAUUUUGCUCACUAAUUCGAUCUCUUCCUUCUUCCUGGAGGAAACGAUAACAUCGUAUCACAUGCAUACAGCCAUACAGGAAACGAUAACAUCGUAUCACAUGCAUCAAAAUGGUAUUAAUCGAUCGCCGAGAUGA
This is a messenger RNA of Loa loa (African eye worm), 318 nucleotides long. RefSeq lists its product as hypothetical. The transcript has 3 exons. The record is from RefSeq and is a predicted model, not a curated record. NCBI's taxonomy places the organism in Eukaryota, Metazoa, Nematoda, Chromadorea, Rhabditida, Onchocercidae. The coding region runs from base 1 to 318 and encodes 105 amino acids.